AAUAGCUUCUGCCGGUGGACCCAGGUGGAAAGCAAGAGUGAAAGUGGGGCAUAGCGUGAGCUCACUACCUAUUCUGCAAGCCACAGGGCCACCACCAGCGCGUGAGCCUUGGAUCCCUCAACGUAUUGUGAGACGCCGGUGUACAGCCCGGACCUGUGCCCAAACAUGAUCGCCGCUCAGGCCAAGCUGGUUUACCAGCUCAAUAAAUACUACACCGAGCGCUGCCAAGCGCGCAAGGCAGCCAUUGCCAAGACCAUCCGAGAAGUCUGUAAGGUCGUCUCCGACGUGCUCAAGGAAGUGGAGGUGCAGGAGCCUCGCUUCAUCAGCUCCCUGAGCGAGAUCGACGCCCGCUACGAAGGGCUGGAGGUCAUCUCGCCCACGGAAUUUGAAGUGGUGCUCUACCUCAACCAGAUGGGCGUCUUCAACUUCGUGGACGAUGGCUCGCUGCCUGGCUGCGCCGUGCUCAAGCUGAGCGAUGGGCGGAAGCGGAGCAUGUCCCUGUGGGUCGAGUUCAUCACCGCAUCCGGAUACCUCUCGGCGCGCAAAAUUCGCUCACGUUUCCAGACGCUGGUGGCCCAGGCCGUGGACAAGUGCAGCUACCGGGAUGUGGUCAAGAUGAUCGCUGAUACCAGCGAGGUCAAGUUACGCAUCCGGGAGCGCUAUGUGGUACAGAUCACGCCGGCGUUCAAGUGCACCGGGAUCUGGCCUCGCAGCGCGGCGCAGUGGCCUAUGCCCCACAUCCCCUGGCCUGGCCCCAAUCGGGUGGCUGAGGUCAAGGCCGAAGGGUUCAACUUGCUCUCGAAGGAGUGCUACUCCCUCACAGGCAAGCAGAGUUCUGCAGAGAGCGACGCCUGGGUGCUCCAGUUUGGGGAGGCGGAAAACCGCCUGCUGAUGGGUGGCUGCCGAAACAAGUGUCUCUCGGUGUUGAAGACGCUGAGGGAUCGACACCUGGAGCUGCCUGGCCAGCCGCUCAACAACUACCACAUGAAGACCCUGCUGCUGUACGAGUGCGAGAAACACCCGCGAGAAACGGACUGGGACGAGGCAUGCCUGGGCGACCGACUCAACGGCAUCCUGCUGCAGCUCAUCUCCUGCCUGCAGUGCCGCCGCUGCCCGCACUACUUUCUGCCCAACCUCGACCUCUUCCAGGGCAAGCCCCACUCGGCCCUGGAGAGCGCUGCCAAGCAGACCUGGAGGUUGGCCAGAGAGAUCCUCACCAAUCCCAAAAGCCUGGACAAGCUAUAGGGUGCUGGGAGCUGCUUGAAAAGCGACACACCACAAGGCGCCCUCUCCAUACACACAACUCAAAAGAGAAAACAGCCAAAACUCUGGACAUAACUUUUCUGCAAACCACCCGAAAGAAAUGCGAACCAGGAAGAAGAGCUUCGUUAAUUAACAAGCUGAGAAAAAAGGAGGGCAAAGAACAAAUGCCUAUCACGUUCUUGCACAAAAGUAAUCGUUUUCUUCCGAACAAUGUGAAUUUAAAAGGUCACACAAAAGAAGCAAUCGGCUUUACCACCUCAAAAUGAAACCCAAGGUACAUUUUCAAAUCAAUGUAUAGUAGUUUUCCCUCUUUGUUCAUUCUCUCUCUCUCUCUUCUUCCGUCUCUGUCUUUUUUUCCCCUCUCUACUUUGAUUUCGUUUUUGGUUGCCUGAAUGUUGUCACCAAGUGAAAAAAAAAAAUUAUUUAACUAUAUGUAAAUUUUCUCUUUUAAAAACAGUUUUACUGAUGUUAAAUGUAUCUCAGUGCCAAUGUCAAACUGUCCCUUCCCUCUAUUGCACCUCUACCCUCUCCUUAACCAGUGUUGUUGAAACAGUAAUAAAAAUAUUACUUUA
This is a messenger RNA of Elephantulus edwardii (Cape elephant shrew), 1835 nucleotides long. It is a transcript of the gene MAB21L2, whose product is annotated as mab-21-like 2 (C. elegans). Bases 166 to 1245 code for a protein of 359 amino acids. NCBI's taxonomy places the organism in Eukaryota, Metazoa, Chordata, Mammalia, Macroscelidea, Macroscelididae. The transcript has a single exon. The record is from RefSeq and is a predicted model, not a curated record.